Brienomyrus brachyistius is the source of this 5009-nucleotide messenger RNA. It is a transcript of the gene dnmt1, whose product is annotated as DNA (cytosine-5-)-methyltransferase 1. Gene Ontology annotation, molecular function: DNA (cytosine-5-)-methyltransferase activity; zinc ion binding; chromatin binding. NCBI's taxonomy places the organism in Eukaryota, Metazoa, Chordata, Actinopteri, Osteoglossiformes, Mormyridae. The coding region runs from base 414 to 4775 and encodes 1453 amino acids. Gene Ontology annotation, cellular component: nucleus. The record is from RefSeq and is a predicted model, not a curated record. The transcript has 34 exons.
UCGCGAUUAGCUUCGGUCUAGCGCUAGCUAGCUGCAUUCAUACCCAUUCACAGUUACACGCUGCGAACGUCACCUCCACGCACCGCUGUAGAGAUCGUUAAAGUAAAUGUGUGAGGGAGUUAUUAUGGAUUGACGCGUGCUGACGAACACUAGUUUGGAAACGACAUGGGGAUUUCUUUGUAUUUGGCUGAUCGCGCUGUGCUCUGGUAUCUAGCCGACUAGCUAGCUAGAUGGAUUUGGCGCCAAACGGCGUGUUUUCGUCGUGUGACUAACGUGAAAAUUAAAGGCUUCAGGUACUGGAUAAGGAUGGCGAUUCCCUCUCUGAUGAACAAAAACUGAGGGAGAAGCUUAGUCUGGUCCAGGACUUCCUCUGUGCUGAAACCCAAGAUCAGCUCUGCAGCCUGGAAGCAAAGAUGAAGAACGAGGAAUUGUCAUUGGAUGGUUAUCUGUCCAAAGUGAAGGCACUGCUGGGUCAGGAGCUUAGCUUGGAGAAUGGAUCCCACAGCGACAAGGAUAAGGCAAAUGGUCGUGCCAACGGCCUUGUGGAGAAUGGUUCGCAUGUGGAUGACAACUCGGAGGAGACUCCCAUGGAUGCAGAGGAGGGGGGCGUGUCUCUUAAGUCCCCCAGUGCCACGAAAGCCCGUGGCAGUCGCCGGAGCAAGACUGACGGGGAGCCCAAGAAAUCUCCUGCCAGUUCCAGAGUGACAAGAAAUUCCAGCAAACAAUCCACCAUUAUAUCCAUGUUUUCGAAACUCUCCAACAAGCGGAAGUCUGAAGAAGUGAAUGGAGACGGAGGAAAUGGAGAAGUAUCUGAGAAGAGCGGAGAGGCUGACAUAGAGGAGGAGGCACAGGAUGAGAAGAGGCCGAAGGUUGGAUCAGAUGAAAAGAUGACUGCAGAUGAUGCCCCAGCUGUGAAGGCAAAGCCUGUAGCUGCAAUGAAGACUCCGCCCCCUAAAUGUCCUGACUGCAGGCAAUACCUAGAUGACUCCGACCUCAAGUUUUUUCAAGGCGACCCUGAUGAUGCGCUGGAUGAGCCAGAGAUGCUGACAGAUGAACGGUUGUCGCUGUUUGAUUCCAAUGAGGAUGGCUUUGAGAGCUACGAAGAUCUACCCCAGCACAAGAUCACCAAUUUCAGUGUUUAUGACAAGCGUGGGCAUCUGUGUCCCUUUGACUCCGGACUGAUCGAGAAAAAUGUGGAGCUGUACUUCAGCUGUGCUGUGAAGCCCAUCUACGAUGACAAUCCAUGCAUGGAUGGUGGGGUUCCUGCCAAGAAGCUGGGCCCUAUCAAUGCCUGGUGGAUCACAGGCUUUGAUGGAGGCGAGAGAGCGCUCAUUGGCUUCACUACAGCUUUUGCGGACUAUAUUCUAAUGGAGCCCAGUGAGGAGUACGGGCCCAUCUUUGCCCUCAUGCAGGAGAAGAUCUACAUGAGCAAGAUUGUGGUAGAAUUCCUGCAGAAGAACCCAGAAGUCACCUAUGAGGAUCUGCUCAACAAGAUUGAGACCACAGUGCCCCCUGCUGGGCUAAACUUCAACCGCUUCACAGAGGACACACUCCUGCGGCACGCCCAGUUCGUUGUGGAGCAGGUGGAGAGCUAUGACGAAGCUGGUGACUCUGAUGAGCAGCCCAUCAUCGUCACUCCUUGCAUGAGGGACCUGAUCAAGCUGGCUGGGGUGACACUGGGCAAAAGGAGGGCAGCCAGAAGGCAAGCAAUCCGUCAUCCCACCAAGAUCGAGAAGGACAACAAGGGUCCCACAAAGGCCACCACCACCAAGCUGGUCUACCAGAUCUUUGACACAUUCUUCUCCGACCAGAUUGAUCAGAAUGACAAGGAGGGUGGGGUCAAGAGGCAGCGCUGUGGGGUUUGUGAGGUGUGCCAGGCCCCUGACUGUGGGAAGUGCACAGCCUGUAAGGACAUGAUCAAGUUUGGCGGGAGUGGUCGCAGUAAGCAAGCCUGCCAGAAGAGGAGGUGUCCGAACUUGGCUGUGAAGGAAGCCGAGGAUGAUGAGAACUUGGAGGAGGAGGAUGUCCUCCCCCCAUUGAAGGCUACAGCCAAGAUGUCCCAGUACAAGAAGAAGAAGCAGAGUCAAAGCAAGCUGUCUUGGGUGGAUGAGCCCAUUUGGAAGGAGGGCAAGAAGGAGUACUACAUGAAGGUGUGUGUGGAUAAUGAGGUUCUAGAAGUGGGCGACUAUGUGUCCGUCAGUCCAGAUGACCCGUCCAAACCUCUGUACCUGGCCAGGAUCACAGCACUGUGGGAGGACAACAAUGGCAAGAUGUUCCAUGCUCACUGGUUCUACCGUGGCACAGAGACCGUCCUGGGGGAAUCGUCUGAUCCACUGGAGCUCUUUCUGGUGGACGAGUGUGAGGACAUGCAGCUCAACUAUGUUAAGGACAAAGUCAACGUCUUCUAUAAGGCCCCUUCCAACAACUGGUUCAUGGAGGGUGGAAUGGAUGAUGACAUGAAGGUCAUUGAGGAUGAUGGGAAGAGUUUCUUCUACCAGUUGUGGUAUGAUGGCGAGUUUGCCCGUUUUGAGACUCCACCCAAGGUCACAUCUUCUGAAGACUGCAAGUUCCGGUUCUGUGCCAGCUGCGUUCGGAACAAGGAGCGUGAGGAGCAGGAGAUUCCUUGUGCACUGGAACCCCUGAAUGACGAACAUGAGUCCAAAGUGCUGUAUGGCCUGGCCUGCCUGAAGGGGGUGCAGUGCCGUGUGGGAGACAGUGUGUACAUGUUGCCUGAGGCAUUUUCCUUUGGGGUGAAGGCUGCCAGCCCUUUGAAGCGCUCGCAUAGGAAGGAUGAUGUGGAUGAGGAACUGUACCCAGAGUACUACAGGAAGUCUUCAGACUACAUCAAAGGCUCCAACCUGGAUGCCCCCGAGCCUUUCCGCAUUGGCCGCAUCAAGGAGAUCUUCUGCCUUAAACGCAGCAAUGGCAAGGCCAACCAGGCUGAGGUCAAGCUGCGGCUGUACAAGUUCUACAGGGCAGAGAACACCCACAAGGGGGUUAAGGCAGGUUACCACGCAGACAUCAACCAGUUGUACUGGAGCGAUGAAGAGGUCACUGUGGACCUGGCGGAGGUCCAGGGUCGCUGUCGGGUUGAGUAUGGAGAAGAUCUCAUUGAGACCGUGCAGGAGUAUUCGAACGGUGGUCCUGACCGUUUCUACUUCUUGGAGGCUUAUAAUGCCAAGACUAAGAGCUUCGAGGACCCGCCAAACCAUGCACGUUCUGCUACCCACAAAGGGAAGGGAAAAGGCAAGGGCAAAGGAAAGGGGAAGGGCAAGUCCUCCCCCCAGGAGCAGCAGGAGCAAGAACUACACGAGCCUAAGGUUCCCAAGCUCCGUACCCUGGAUGUGUUCUCCGGAUGUGGCGGUCUGUCUGAGGGCUUCCACCAGGCUGGCAUCUCUGAGACCCUGUGGGCCAUCGAAAUGUGGGAACCGGCUGCCCAGGCCUUCAGGCUGAACAACCCCGGCUCCACGGUCUUCACGGAGGACUGCAACGUACUGCUGAAGCUGGUCAUGUCGGGCGAGAAGACCAACUCGUUGGGCCAGAAGCUGCCGCAGAAAGGCGACGUGGAGAUGCUGUGUGGAGGCCCGCCAUGCCAAGGCUUCAGCGGGAUGAACCGCUUCAACUCGCGCACCUACUCCAAGUUCAAGAACUCUUUGGUGGUCUCCUAUCUCAGUUACUGUGACUACUACAGACCCAAGUUCUUCCUGCUGGAGAACGUGAGGAACUUUGUCUCUUUCAAGCGCUCCAUGGUGCUGAAGCUGACACUGCGCUGCUUGGUGCGCAUGGGCUACCAGUGCACCUUCGGGGUACUGCAGGCUGGGCAGUACGGUGUCGCUCAGACCAGGCGCCGAGCCAUCAUCCUGGCAGCCGCCCCGGGCGAGAAACUGCCUCGUUACCCUGAGCCACUGCAUGUGUUCGCCCCCCGAGCCUGCUCUCUGAAUGUGGUGGUGGACGAGAAGAGAUAUGUGACCAACGUCACGCGGGGUAAUGGGGGAGUGUACCGAACCAUCACAGUGCGGGACACGAUGUCCGACUUGCCGGAGAUCCGGAAUGGGGCGUCGGCCCUGGAGAUUUCCUACAACGGCGAGCCCCAGUCCUGGUUCCAGAGGCAGAUCCGUGGCUCUCAGUACCAACCUAUCCUGCGGGACCACAUCUGCAAGGACAUGAGUGCACUGGUGGCAGCCCGCAUGCGCCACGUGCCCCUGGCGCCCGGCUCUGACUGGCGAGACUUGCCCAACAUCGAGGUGCGCCUGCCGGAUGGUACCACCACCAAGAAGCUGCGGUACACGCACUCUGACAAAAAGAACGGCCGCAGCAGCACCGGGGCACUGAGGGGCGUGUGCACGUGCGCCGAAGGAAAACCAUGCGAUCCAGCAGACCGACAGUUCAACACGCUAAUCCCCUGGUGCCUGCCGCACACGGGCAACCGACACAACCACUGGGCUGGGCUCUACGGGCGUCUGGAGUGGGACGGCUUCUUCAGCACCACUGUCACCAACCCGGAGCCCAUGGGCAAGCAGGGCCGUGUGCUGCACCCGGAGCAGCACCGUGUGGUGAGCGUGAGGGAGUGUGCUCGCUCUCAGGGUUUCCCUGAUACCUACAGGUUCUUUGGCAACAUCCUGGACAAACACAGACAGGUGGGCAAUGCUGUGCCACCUCCUCUGUCCAAAGCCAUCGGGCUGGAGCUAAAGAAAUGCGUCCUGGAGAAGAUGAAGGAGAAUUCUGGGGGCCUUGCAGACCCUGUGAAGCAGGAGAAGCUAGAAUUGUCUGACUAGAGUGGCCACUGGCCCAAGGCAGGAGCCUUUUCAAGAUGCUCACCCCAUCUCAUUCUGUUUACUUGCUGGGAAAAGGAUGCUUGACUCAUUUUUAUGGACAGUCUGUGCAGUGCCAUUUUUUAUGUGAUUUUAACCAUGUAUUUUCAGAUUCACUUGAUUCAAGUGGAAUAAAUUGUAUGGUAGUUUUUAUAUGUUGUAAUAUUAAAUAAAGCUCUUAUCAGAUGUUUCUGGUCA